UGGGAAACGUUCGGCUUGGUGUUUCUUCCUGCGGCAGUGUGUUUUGCUCCAUAUCGUUGUCCCGCCAGGGAGCGGAGGUGGACGGGGAGGUGGGGCAGCGGGGCUGGGACAUCGCUCCCCGCCCCCCGGGGCUGCUCGCAGAGUGAGGAGGAGGCGGAAGUCGGAGCGGGCACGGUCGGAGCGGCGACACGGCCCGCCGACAUGGACUGGCUCGUCGCCUUCUUCUGCAGCGCUGCCCUGCCGUUUUGCGUUUAUGCUUCCUCCAGCAACUGUGACAGUGAGACCCAGUACUUAAAGGAUGGCCGGUGUUGCUUCAAAUGUGGUCCUGGUUCGUACAUGAAGAAGGAAUGCAAUAAAACAGAAUACCCCGCUUGUCAGCCUUGUGAAAAUGGCUUUUACCAGCGGGAGUGGAACAGGGAUGCUCACUGCAAAAAACACUCACCUUGUGAUUCUGGUGAAUUUGAAGUCAUAAAAACCGGUGACUCAGUCAAUGAUGUGGUGUGCUUGUGUAAAGAAGGGAAGCACUGCCCUAACAGAGACUGCGAGGUCUGCAGGGACGAUGACGUUUGUCUGCCAGGAUUUGGAGUCAAAACCCCAGGUGAUCGAAAAUACAAUGGAACAGUGUGUGAGAAAUGCAAAGAAGGAUUCUAUUCAAAUGUGUCGUCCUCCACCGACCCCUGCAAGAAAUGGAUGAGCUGUGCAGCACUCGGAUUGAUUGAAACCAAACCUGGCAGCUCAGAGGCCGACGUUGUAUGCAGCGUUCCGUUACAAGGUGAUGGAUGUUGCAAAGGUGCAGUUAUCCCCUUGGCUCUGAUUCUUGUCAUCUUCGUAGCUCUGUUUGUCUGCAGCCAGUUGGGUUAUCUGAACACUGUAAAGGAUGCCAUACGAAGGCGGAUGACGAGAGGAAAUGAAGAGGAGGACCCUGAGAAUGGAAUCCCCGAAGCCGAGCUGCUACAUGGUCUGCCCACACCAGAGAGUGGGCUGCACGCAGGGAUCCAGGAAGAGGGCAAGGACAGCCACCCCUCUGAGGAGGAGCAGAAUCAUGUUGCCACUCCGAUGGCGAGGGAAGACUUCAUGUGUGGACAGGAUGCUAACGGGAGUGCAGGAAGGCAGUGGAUAGGCAGAGAACUUGAAUUGUCGUGAAUCAGUGGCUGAAACAAUAUCCCUCAGACUUCAACAGGUUUCCCUUGAAAUAUUGUGGCUUUUGUUUUAAUCCAGAGCAUUUUAUUUUGCCUUCAACACAUUAUUUCUAUAAUGCUGUACCCAAUGAACCCCAUGCAGUAUAAUCACCAGUAAUGUUACUCAUUGGAUCAGCGUACUAAGGGAUUCCUUUUCUAAUAACAGCAUUGAACCUACAAAGUGGUCACUCUCGAUGCAGACAAGUCCACAGACAUUGAUUGUCCUGCUCUAAAGUCCUUUGUGCUGCAACUAUCCAUGACAAAUCUCUUCCAUUGACUGUUCAAGGUUCGUGCAGAGACUUGCCGAUUAGUGCUCGGGAAUGGGCUCAGCGGGGUUGGACCAAGUCCGGUUGUUGACCUCCACCUGAGGUAAGGUGUGUGUUGCAGGAAAGAGGUUUGAGCUCAUCAUCACAGUGAUCUCUCAACAUCUGUGGCUUGGGAUAAAGAUAUGGAAUGAACUGUCAGUGGCUGAGGUCUCAGAGAAGCCGCCAGUGGUCACAGGGCAUCGGCCAGUGCGAGACUGCCAGUGCUUCUUAGUCUCCUGAGGGACUGUGCUAGGUGGAGCUGUCCUCCAGCAAGGACUAAAUUCAGCAGGAGAGGAGGGGAGAACAAUACAGCUGGAACAAUGACAAGAACAUAACCCCAAAUCGGAUGAGAGUGAAGCCAUUCGAACUUCAUCGCUGUUCAUUGCAUUGAAACCACUUGCAAACUCACAUCUCUAUGAUUUCACUGGUUGAUUGGUUAAAUAAUUCACAAUAAUGGCAAUCUUCUUUUACAUAUCUCACUGAAGAUUUUUCAGCUGCUAUAAUGGAGGCGAUGACAUUAGUCUGAGUUUACUACAACUAUAAAUAGCAUGAUUUUGCAUUUUUUUUUGUUGGGGGAGCCACAUAGAAACAUUGAUCAAAGGCUCUUGUUACUGAGGCAGGUUGUGAGCUUGGAGCAGAGGGGCCGUGAGGUGUCUUGAGUGCAUCGUGGUCUGUUUAAGCUUCAAGCAUUAAACUGGUAUACCAAAACUAAAACCUUACUAAGUUAAAUAAACUUAAACUAAUUAGCUAGAAGACAAAUUGAAUUUAUUAAAUAAUUAAUUAAAUGAACAUUAAUUGAAUAAUCAAAGCAAGGAUGACAGCACAGGAGAUGGGUUCCACUUUUCAGAAUGUGGGUGUUUGAAGAUCCUGGGUACCCAAAUUUUCAGUGUCCGUGCUUUGAGGAGCUUGGGCUCAGAGAAGCUGAACUUGAGUCUGAAGUGCAGACGUUGUCAUGUAUCAGGGAUGGUGGGGUGUAACCUGGACACUUAGAGCCAAGGGCCAGUCACAUAGGUUAGGUUUGGUUCAUGCUACGUGACAGGAGUUUGUGAUGUGCUCAGCAGGCCAGUGAAGCAGAAGCAGUGCUGGGAGAGCUUCACCUAUGGCCGUUGUUUGAGAUCCUUAAGGUACUUGCUGUAUCUGGCCGAGAAUCACGAAUGCGAGGAAAAUGGACCAGCCAUGACCUGAAUGAAGAAGCAAACCCAAGAGGCAAGAUUGCCAACUCCUGCUCUGUUACUGGUGACUGAAAAGACCAUGGUGUGAUACAACAGGCACCAUGUUAAAGGAAUAAAAGAAGGAAGUGGUUGAGCAUAAUAUAUUCAGGAUGAUAGAUACUGGCCUCUGCAACAAUGGUCCAGGGUUGCAGCUGGAGCUGUGAUUGGAGAAAAAGGCUCCAUUUGUCAUUCAUGUUGGAAUCAAGGUGCAGGUCGAGCUAAAAUUUAGGCUCUGUUGUGGGAAUUUGAGGAGCUUUGGUACAAAUUUGAAAGCAAGGUAAUAAAUCUAUAGAUUAAUUGACAUUGACAAAGACUAGAGGUGUAAAUAUAAAGGCAGAGUGGGACAAGGUGCUUUAUUUACUGGGGCAUUGGGACAGACUCCUCUUAGACUGGACUGGGGCCAAUCUCCUGCAAAAUUGAAUUAAUCCAGAUUGGAGACAGGGCUCUAAACCAAAGGAAACUCAAGGGUGAAUAGGGGUAGAGUGAUAAAUCAGAAGCGAAGAGUCUGUAAGUGAAGUAAAGUCAAGCAAGUUAGAAAAGCCAAAGUGUUUUAACAACAUUAAUCAGAUAUUAAUGACAGAGGUCACAUGGAAAAAUAGUAAAAUUGGAAGCACUGCAUCUAAAUGUUUGAAGCAUUGUAAUCGAAUCUGCAAGGAGUCUUUGCAACUCCAACUUUGGCAGAGACUGCUGAGCUUGAGUCUGAAGUGCAAUCAUUGCAACAAGCCAGACAUCGGGGGCGUUUCAGUCUGAUGUAUAAAUGUCACUACCAGAGAUAAAUGAUAUUGAUUAAGUUGCCUUCACUGAUAUCUGGUUGCAGGGUGACCAAGGUGUGACUUCUAAAAAUGUAGAUAAACUGUAAAGAGCAUGGAGGUCGCCUUGACAACAAUGGAUAAAGUCAAGCCAUUGUGUGGAAUGGAUGGCUGGAAAAUUAAGUUGUAGAGUCAGUUAAGAGAAAAAAGACAGAAAAUGCUGGUGGGAAUAGUUGAUAGACACACUAAUAUAAUCAUUGCUUUAUACAAAGCAUAAAUCAGGAAAUUGGAGGGGCAUAUCAGAAAGAACAUAAUCUUGGGCAGCUUUAAACUUCACAAAGUCCAGACAAACCAAAUUAGCAAAAGGAGCUUGAAGAAAAGUUUAUGGAUUAGAGACAGUUCCCUCGAUCAACCAACCAAGGAGCAUGCUAUUUUGUGUGUUGACUAGGGUUAGUUUAAAAAAAAUCUUUAUAUAAAGAAUUAUCCUGGGAUCCUAAUAUAGUAGGUUUUCAUAUUAAAUUUGAUUGGCGUGGUUAAGCCAGUAACUAAGCUCUAAGUUCAAAAAAAGCCAGUAACGAAGUAACAAGGGUUGCCAGAGGUAGACUGGUGUAAUGUAUAUUUAGUCAUGUUGUUUUCUGACAUGCCGAUAUGCAUCUUCUUACUGUGGUCUUGAUUAGACAAGACAUUCUUGGUGCUGCCUGUGCAACAACAACGUAACAUUGUCACACACAGGCUGGAAUCUUCAGCCUGCACCAUGUCUUAAAGACUCAACAUGUGAAUAGUGUCUUUUUUUUUGUGUAGCCUUUUCAAUAAACCUUUACACUUCCUGGAUU
Molecule: messenger RNA, 4276 nt
Organism: Pristis pectinata (smalltooth sawfish)
Lineage: Eukaryota; Metazoa; Chordata; Chondrichthyes; Rhinopristiformes; Pristidae
Product: tumor necrosis factor receptor superfamily member 5-like
Exons: 9
Coding region: 202-1143 (313 amino acids)
Biological process (GO): positive regulation of B cell proliferation; positive regulation of angiogenesis; TRIF-dependent toll-like receptor signaling pathway
Cellular component (GO): CD40 receptor complex; external side of plasma membrane
Molecular function (GO): antigen binding; CD154 receptor binding
Source: RefSeq, a predicted model, not a curated record